Messenger RNA from Drosophila subobscura, 1438 nucleotides. RefSeq names its product pickpocket protein 11 (gene ppk25). NCBI's taxonomy places the organism in Eukaryota, Metazoa, Arthropoda, Insecta, Diptera, Drosophilidae. The transcript has 6 exons. Gene Ontology annotation, cellular component: membrane. Gene Ontology annotation, biological process: sodium ion transmembrane transport. The record is from RefSeq and is a predicted model, not a curated record. Gene Ontology annotation, molecular function: ligand-gated sodium channel activity. The coding region runs from base 1 to 1374 and encodes 457 amino acids.
AUGCGUCAGUCAAUGAUGGCACCCCAAGAGGACAGCAAGAAGGAAUCGAAGCACGACUGGUGCGCCGAGUUCUGUGAUGCGUCGGCGGUGCAUGGUAUGCCAUAUUUGGCCAGGCGGGAUCUGCACUGGGUGGAGCGUCUGUUCUGGCUGCUGAUGGUCCUGGCCUCGGCGUACUAUGCCAUCAGCAGCUGCUACUCGCAGUGGGAGCGUUUCCGCAAUAAUCCAAUUGUCUACGAGUACGAAUAUCUUUUUGCGCUGCGCAACUUCACCUUCAUUGGGCUGACAUUCUGCACAAAGUACGAGACGGAGCAGCAGGUGGCAAAGUUGAUCAGAACCACUUGGUCAGUGGAUGCCACGCAGGACCCUGUUAAGGCCGCCUACUACAAGGAUUUCCUUUAUGUUCUGAAUCGUUUGCGCUACAAUAACAUGGAGACACUCAAACCCUUUGAGAACGACAGCACUCUGAACGAUUUGGCCUAUGUGGAUAUGCUGCUGCAGCUGCAGCAAAAGGUGCUGCCACAUCCCAAGCCUGUGCUCAUGGCGCCCAUUAUCACAGAGGCGGGUCUGUGUCAGACCACAAGCCAGUUGACACGCUAUGGCAAUCCCUAUGGGCAGAUCCAAAGCCUCAAUGUAACACCUGUGCGGCAGUGUGGCUUCUUCAAUGAAUGUCAGUUCAUGCACAAACCCUUCAACAGCAUUCAGACGCACGUUUAUCUGUUUCUGCACGAUGUCCAUGAACUGAUGCUGCCCUACGAUCGACGCACUGUCUUCUUUGAUGCCAGGUCGAAGAGCUCCUAUGUCCUCAAGCUGCUGGUCAGCUCCAUUUCGGCGGACAGGGAAGUGCGCAAUCUGCCGGUGGCCUAUCGCAAGUGUCGCUACAACGAUGAGAAUAAUUUGCAAUACUUCAGCCCCUAUCAUCCCAGCCUGUGCCGCCUGGAGUGUCGCAUCAACUGGGCCCAGAGCUUGUGCCACUGCAAGCCCUUCUUCUAUGCCGCUGCCCCACAGGUGCCCAUCUGCAAUGUGACGGGCAUGCUCUGCCUGGCCGAGUCCAAUUGGCUGGACAAGCCCUGCCACUGCUUUGCCCUGUGCCGCGAGACAACCUACAGCAUCAUCGAGGAGUACGAACAGAGCGGAGGCGAUCAAAGCUACGUGGGUGAACAAUUCGAGCGUACGAUCAUAAUUAAGUUGGAACUGCCCAAAAUGGGCAUGAAGCGGCGGGUGGUCUUCAGCACGGAUCAGCUGAUAAUGUCCUUUGGCGGCGCCAUUGGCCUGUUUCUGGGUGCCAGCUUUAUGACCAUCUAUGGGCUGAUUUAUUUAUUGCUCCACUUUCUGGUUGUGCAAUGCAAAUGUCGAAACAAAGUUUUUCAAACUUAAGGAACACUUUUUGUUGUUAAAAAUUUAAACUUAAACUUAAAGUAAACAUUUUCAGCUUUCGCUA